Mytilus trossulus (common blue mussel) is the source of this 1279-nucleotide messenger RNA. Its product is annotated as carbonyl reductase [NADPH] 1-like. The coding region runs from base 238 to 1065 and encodes 275 amino acids. Gene Ontology annotation, molecular function: carbonyl reductase (NADPH) activity. The transcript has 8 exons. The record is from RefSeq and is a predicted model, not a curated record. Lineage: Eukaryota; Metazoa; Mollusca; Bivalvia; Mytilida; Mytilidae.
UUUACCUGUACUCUGACCGGAAGUUAUUGAAAAUGUCAAUAAUAAAGACCAAUCAACAUUCUUAGGACUUUUUGAUGAAUUAGCUUGUUGUUAAAUGGACAGUUUAUUCAACGGAAUAUUAGCCUUGGGCUUAAACUCUAGAACAUGACCUAUAUAUAUAACUUUAUGUAGUAUAUGUUGUGUAAAUUUAACAACUUUAAACUAAAAACAGUAUAGUUCCUCGCUCAUCCAAAAAUCAUGACAAAAAGAGUAGCAAUUGUGACCGGAGCCAACAAAGGGAUAGGUUAUGCUAUAGUUCAGGCGUUAUGUAAACAGUUUGAUGGUGAUGUUCUCUUAACAGGACGAAGUGAAGAGAGAUGUAAGGCUGCUGUUGCAGAGCUGCAGAAACAAGGACUAUCACCUAAAUAUCACCAAUUAGACCUUGAUGACCAAGCUUCCAUUAACAAGCUUAGGGACUUUGUCAAGGAACAAUAUGGUGGAAUUGAUGUUCUUGUAAACAAUGCUGGUAUUGCAUUCAAGCAAUCCGCUACAGAAUCAUUCGGUGAACAAGCAAGAGUGUCGUGUGGUACAAACUUUACUGGUACCCUGAAUGUGUGUAACACACUCUUCCCUCUACUGAGACCACAUGCGAGAGUAUCAAAUGUGUCUAGUUUCGUAUCACAGAUGACAAUAUCCAAAUGUAGCAAAGAAAUCCAAGAAAAGUUUACGAACCCUAGCUUAACUAUGGAUCAACUGGAAAGCCUUAUGCAACAAUUCAUUGAUGCUGCACAAACUGGGAGUCAUCAAAAACAAGGAUUUGCUGACUCAUCAUAUGGCAUGUCAAAGGUCGGUGUAACCGUGAUGAGCUUCAUACAGCAGAGAGAAUUGAACUCUGACCCUAGAGAGGAUAUUGUUGUGAAUGCAUGUGACCCUGGAUAUGUUGAUACUGAUAUGUCAUCACACAAAGGAACAAAAACAGUGGAACAAGGAGCAGAUACACCCGUGUAUGUAGCGAUGCUUCCACUUGGAACAACAAGCCCGAAAGGGGACUUCGUGUCUGAUAGAACCAUAAAAAAAUGGGGAUGACGAUUUGAUAAGAUAUAGUGAAUUAAUUCAUGACAAAGAUAGGUUAUAGUAGCCGCAGUUGAAAGAUAUUUUUAUGAUUUUGUGAUAACUGGCAGCCUCAGUUUUGAAAGGUUAUUACGAUCUUAUUUUUUUUUUUAUAUUUGACUACUUUAUACAUGGAAAACCGCAAUUUUUGUAUAAUUGUUUUUUUUACAAUAAAACUUUACUUUCCAUC